This is a messenger RNA of Glycine soja, 2399 nucleotides long. Its product is annotated as serine/threonine/tyrosine-protein kinase HT1-like. Gene Ontology annotation, molecular function: ATP binding; protein kinase activity. The coding region runs from base 648 to 1793 and encodes 381 amino acids. Lineage: Eukaryota; Viridiplantae; Streptophyta; Magnoliopsida; Fabales; Fabaceae. Gene Ontology annotation, biological process: protein phosphorylation. The record is from RefSeq and is a predicted model, not a curated record. The transcript is spliced from 3 exons.
AAGCUCAAAUCUACCAUGCUUUGCAUUGUGGCCACUUAAACAUUGAUGAUGUGAUGAUGCAUGCAAGAAAAGAAACCCCCCAAAAAAAAAACAGAAGCAAGCUAGCUCAAUAUUACAUCGAGCAAAAAGUCUCUCUCUCUCUCUCUCUCUCUCUCUCUCUCUCUACUUUUGAACCAAGCACUCACGAGACACACUUGAGGCUUCACCCUUUGAAUUCAUCUUUAUGAUGCUACACGACCUAAUCCUCCUGACCCGUCCUAUUUGGAGAAACAAACCGUGAAAACUACUCCUUCUCUUCUCUUUUACAAUUUUCAUCUUCAUGAACGUUCCCUGCAAUUAGUUCCAAUAACUUCUAAGUGUUUUAAAAAAAUUUCACCCUUCUCAGCUUUGAAUUGAUAAACCAAGUGUGACAAUUGCUUGACAUGAACACAUCUUUCUUUUCUUCCCAUACAAGCCAAAAGGGUCUUUUCUGAAUUCUAUCGUAGAUGAAUCAUAUUGACACAUAUUCUUCUUCUUCAUUUUUUGUUGGAGCCUAUGUUUCGGAAUCCGUUUAUGCACUUCCUGAAAUCCGUUCACACGUUCAGAAGAAAAUCUCCUUUUGACAGUCACUGCAUAUAUAUCAUUAAUUGUUUGAGUCUUUGAGUGGCAUGCACUUUGUUAGAGGUUCAAUGGGAGGCUCAUGUUUCCAUGCGCUUCGUUUGAGGAGGUUCAAGAGUAAGGCUCUGCCAGAACCUUCUUCAUCUUCCAAGACAAGGUUGGAUUCUGACUUGGAGAACAUGGAGAGAAGAAGGUUUGAUAGCUUGGAAUCAUGGUCCAUGAUAUUGGACUCUGAGAAUGUGGAGACAUGGGAAGCUUCAAAGGAGGAUCAAGAAGAAUGGACUGCUGAUCUUUCUCAACUUUUCAUAGGUAACAAGUUUGCUUCUGGUGCUCACAGUAGGAUUUACCGUGGAAUUUACAAGCAGAGAGCCGUUGCUGUCAAAAUGGUGAGAAUUCCCACGCAGGACGAGGAGAGGAGAGGCUUGCUCGAACAGCAAUUCAAGUCUGAAGUGGCUUUACUUUCACGUCUCUUUCAUCCCAACAUAGUGCAGUUUAUUGCAGCAUGUAAGAAACCGCCGGUGUACUGUAUCAUAACAGAAUACAUGUCACAAGGAACACUGAGGAUGUAUCUGAACAAGAAAGAGCCAUACUCUCUUUCAACAGAAACUAUAUUAAGGUUAGCUCUUGACAUAUCUAGGGGUAUGGAGUACCUUCACUCGCAAGGUGUGAUUCACAGAGAUUUGAAGUCAAAUAACUUGCUUCUCAAUGAUGAGAUGAGGGUUAAGGUGGCAGAUUUUGGAACAUCGUGUCUUGAAACGCGGUGUCGGGAGACCAAGGGAAACAUGGGAACAUAUCGUUGGAUGGCACCGGAGAUGAUUAAGGAGAAAUCUUACACUCGUAAAGUUGAUGUUUACAGUUUUGGAAUUGUGCUUUGGGAACUCACUACCGCUCUUCUUCCCUUCCAAGGAAUGACCCCUGUGCAGGCUGCUUUUGCUGUUGCUGAGAAGAAUGAAAGGCCUCCACUACCUGCUAGUUGCCAGCCAGCACUUGCCCAUCUGAUAAAACGUUGUUGGUCAGCAAACCCUUCAAAGAGGCCAGAUUUCAGUGACAUUGUGUGUACUCUGGAGAAGUACGAUGAGUGUGUGAAGGAGGGUCUACCUCUGACCCAUCAUUCAGGCCUAGUCAGCAAAAACGUCAUUAUCGAACGCUUAAAAGGUUGCGUCCCUAUGAGCUCUUCCAUACCUGUACAAGCUUGAUUCCCUAUAAGGUAUAUUGCUGUUGUCUUCCUUCCAAUCCAUAUUGAAGCUCAUAUCAUAUAACUUAAAUAUAUAUAUAUGUAUAUAUAUAAAUGCUUCAUGUUCUUUCAACUGUAUUAUGUAACUGUACCUUUUUUCAGUUGUGUCAAAGGGAUGAGUUAUUUCAUUAAGGACGAAUGUGAUCUGAGCAACUCUUAAUUUGCAAACAUACACCUAGUCUUAUCUUAGUCUAGUACAAACUACAGAAUUAUACAGUGGAAUUAAUUGCUUCGACUAUGCGCUAUUUUGUGCAUGCAAAAAAUGUGAGAUUAUAUAAUUUGCUAUAGCAGUGAAUCGUAAUCUGAAGCACACCAACCUCCAACUACCAGAUGCUAAUUAACCAAACUCAGCAACAGCAUCCAUCCACCAAACAACAUGAGAGCAAAGCAAAGAGUACUACUUCAUUAAUACAUUGGCAACUGUUACAUUCCAACCACCAAAAACGCUGACAUUAGUCUUACUCUUACAACUACACUAUUGUUGGAACCCUCCUCGAUAUUUUAUCCCUCUUCUUGUCUUAGAAGUUAAUUUCCACCUUAAUUAAACACCCAGCAAGCUAACUAUAAA